Molecule: messenger RNA, 393 nt
Organism: Metarhizium robertsii ARSEF 23
Lineage: Eukaryota; Fungi; Ascomycota; Sordariomycetes; Hypocreales; Clavicipitaceae
Product: Ankyrin repeat-containing domain protein
Exons: 2
Coding region: 1-393 (130 amino acids)
Cellular component (GO): cytoplasm; nucleus
Molecular function (GO): protein binding
Source: RefSeq, a predicted model, not a curated record
AUGAUUGAUGCUCCAAUUCUCACCCAAAUCAUAACCGAGUACUAUGCGAAUAAGGGUCAAACAGAAGGGAUCCUCGAAGUGUUCGAUCUGCUCGUGGAGCUUGGUGCGGAUGUGAAUGGCGAGAACUCGGAGGGAAACAAUGUUUUUGCCCGUCGUCUCUUGGAACACCAAGAUGCAGACGUCAAAGUUGUUGACCCCAAUAACAACGGCUCUCUAGACAAUGCUGCCGUGAGAGGUCAUCGACCGCUUGUUGAGCUCUUGGCAGAAAAGGAGGCAGACAUCAAUCAGGCGAACACACUGGGCGAGACUCCUCUGUGCUCUGCGGUUCCCAACUAUGAAAUAAUUCGUGUUCUGCUAGAAACCGGAGCAGGAAUUCUGGGUGGACGGCUUUGA